This is a messenger RNA of Tachysurus fulvidraco (yellow catfish), 1666 nucleotides long. Its product is annotated as immunoglobulin lambda-1 light chain-like. NCBI's taxonomy places the organism in Eukaryota, Metazoa, Chordata, Actinopteri, Siluriformes, Bagridae. The transcript has 7 exons. The record is from RefSeq and is a predicted model, not a curated record. Bases 286 to 1521 code for a protein of 411 amino acids.
CACUCAGGAAACACCUGCUGCUCCUCAUGCUGACAUCUUAGAUUCAUGUAAAUGAUGAACUUCUUCUCUGAAAUGUAGAGGAACACGUUCUGCAUGUUACUGACUGAUUUCAUCAACAGAAACUGUGUCAUUGUAACGAUCACUUUGAGAUCAGAUCAUGAAUAAAGAGUGUUUAUAAGAAGAAGACGGUGUGUGUCAGAGUGUUGAUGGUGUGUUAAUUAUAACAGUGAGGUGAGUGUUCAGUAUGUAGUACAUCACUGUGGAGAGCUUCAGCUGUGGUGUGUGAUGUUGAGCGUCUCCUCCCUCUGCCCCUCCUCCUGUCUCUCUUAUAGCACGUCCCUGCAGUCUCUCCUUUAUCUGCUCGUCACACCGCUCAUCUCUUCACUCAGCACCAGAGUCCCAUCACACACGGACACCAUGCUGCCAGCGCUCUGCUCUCUCUUCACUGCUCUCUCAUGUGUCAGUGGUGUGACUGUGGUGACACAUAAGCCUCCUGUUCUCACACUGACUGCAGGACAGACGGCCAACAUGGACUGUAACCUGGGGACUGUCACUGGUAGUGCUGCACGCUGGUACAAACAGGUUCCUGGAGGAGUUCCUCAGCAUCAGAAAGAACAAAAACCUCAACUUCAAGUCAUUGGAACUGAAGUGGAAACUCACUUAAUGUUCACUGAAGACACUUUGAAUUCUUCCCAUGUAAAGAUCACAGAUACGCACGUCCCUGCAGUCUCUCCUUUAUCUGCUCGUCACCCCACUCAUCCUUCACUCAGAACGAGAGUCCCAUCACACACGGACACCAUGCUGCCAGCGCUCUGCUCUCUCUUCACUGCUCUCGCAUGUGUCAGUGGUGUGAUUGUGGUGACACAGAAGCCUCCUGUUCUCACACUGACUGCAGGACAGACGGCCAACAUGGACUGUAACCUGGGGACUGUCACUGAUCAUUCUUCACGCUGGUACAAACAGGUUCCUGGAGGAGUUCCUCAGCAUGUAAUAAGGCAUUAUCAUGAGUGGAGCUCUCCAAAAUAUGGAUCUGGUUUCUCGUCUCCUAAAUUCACAUCAACAUACUCGUCUAAAUCAGAUUAUAAGCUGAUAAUCAGUAAUGUGGAGGUGGGAGACUCAGCAGUGUAUUACUGUCACACAUGGGACGACUCUGCUAAAGAGAUUGUAUUCGGCCAAGGAACAAAGCUGAUCGUCAGCGACGCUGCUCUCCCGUCUCCUGUUCUGAAGCUUCUCCCUCCGUCCACUGAAGAGCUGAAGACUAAAAAAGCCACUCUAGUGUGUUUGGCCAGCGACAUGUCUGUUGGUUUCGCUGAUGUGAGUUGGCUCGUGGACGGGAACUCGGUCACCAGUGGAGUCGUCACCGGCUCUGCACAGCAGCAGGACAAUAAGAAGUUCACACUGAGCAGCUAUUUGACCAUCGACAGCUGCGAGUGGGACAACGACAAAGUCAUAACGUGUGAAGUGUCUGCUGGAGGAAAAGCCGCAUCGGUGAAGAUUAACAAGUCUGAAUGCAGUGAAUGAACCAGAUUAUUGCUUUAUACAUAUAUAAAUGUUUCAGAAAUGUUUUUUAGAUGUUCUAGCUGAAUGUGUAGAAAAAUUAAGGAUAUAAACUCCUGCAUGUAAUCAAAAUAGAAGCGGAAUUAAAGUGCAGUCCUGAAAAAGAAAA